UGACCGAGGCAGGCUCUGGGAAAGGGAAGCUCUACAAAAUGCCCUUUAAUUUGGAUGCCUUUUAGGAUGGUGCAAAUGUUGGUAACCUUGAUGAAGAUACUCGCCGCCCCAAGCAUCAGGCACCCUCUGUUUUAAUCUUUAGUCACAGCAGUAACUCCCACAGGGAUUUCUCUACAGGUGCCUUGGCAAUGGCUCCGCUUUAAGGAGACAAAGGAUUCUGCUCCUUGUUUUGCUGUUAUUCUUGGGACAUGUGGGAACAGCUUGAAGUUCAAACAGACCCCUCUCACUCAUGCCAAGAACCGGAACAUUAAGGAAUUUGCCUACACUGCUGACUGCGGGGUUGCACAGACCUGUGUUUGACAGUAGUAGAAGACCAAAGACUUCUUAAUCUGUGGCUGCAUUUAUCGCUCCAAUGCGCACAGGUUUGUGUUUUCGUAGAGUGCUGAUUUCCCCCCAUAAUCCCCUGCAAGGUAAAAAUUGCAGUUUGGUCUUGAUGGGGCUUGUCUGAAGUUUUUUUUUCCCCCAGCUCUGUCUCCGUCUCUCACAAGUCAAAGGUGAGGGAUUAUGCUUGCCUUUGGGAUGUGGCCUCGAGGUGAAAGACUCCAAGAGCAACUGUGUUAGAGAGAGUGCUUAAGUUGCAGAGAACAAGCUUGUGGAGGAGCGUCCAUGAUGUGAUUUUUAAAGGCUGGAUCACGUCUCUUCUCCAAGCCCAAGUUGGUAAAACUCUAUACGAAGUUGGUGCUUUUCAGAAUGGGACUUCAGGAGGAGGUACGGACUUUGACACCUUCAGGAGGGGCUGAGAGGAGAGGAGAGGCUGAGCUUGGAGUUGAAAAGAAAAAUGUAGGAGAGGAGGAGGAGGACAACGAAAGACAAGAGGCGGAUCAGAGGGAGGAACGUCGAGAAAGCCUGGGGCAGAGGAGGAGUUCAGUUGGAAAGCCCAACCCAUGGUUUUACCUGAGCAGCACAGGGAAUGGGGGGUGGAGGAAAGGGGAAGUACUAGGAAUGAGGACGGACCGGUUACCACCUUUGCUCCAGGACAGCUGUGUGCAACAAGCGGCUGCGGAAGACUUCAACUUGGCUGUGGAAGACAAAGCAUGGAUCGAAGAACUCCGUGCUGAUGUUUGCCACAUUCCCAUUAAGGAACUAAAUUGUAAUGUUUUUUUUGUGGAAAAUGCAACAGAACCUCAUGUGGUGGUCUUGCGAAGGCCUGCACAUGGGCUUCGGCUCCUGGGCAGCAGAAGAGCGCUGAGCAUGUUCGUCUUCCCGGACGACAACAGGAGACACCAAACCACAGCAACUGACCACCAAGACAGCUCUACAAGACCUCGCAGUGAUUGUAUGUUGGCAGCUACCAACUCAAACAACGAUCUUCUGCCUACCUCGACCCCAAGUAAGCAAGGUUGUCCGGAUGUGGUCCAGCAGUGUAGGUCAAGACAUGCAGAGCUUCAUGCGAUAGACAGUCUAAAACCUGACAUGCCGCCUUCUGUUAACCUGUUUCCUCAUCCACUAGAAGAACCACCAAUACAUCGGACUUUGAAAAGCAAGAACAAACCACGGCCUGUUAGCAUGACUGUUCUUGAGCUCAGUAAAGAGCGUAGUGGAUCCCGGGAUGAGUUUGCAAGCCACGCUUCCACUGGCACCGGUAGUUUGCCUCGUCCAGGCUUCCGAUGGAGAUGGUUUGGUCGACAGUCAACUGGAAAGGAAGUGGUGGUGAAACAAACAAAGCUAAAGGAACCCAACAAGACUGAAGAACCAAAGACAACAUUUGGAUCACUCCGGAGGAGCUUGAGUCUAAGGAUGAGGCGGAAUCGGAAUCAACCCGAGCAGGAGAACCGAACUGAACGGAGACGCACUUCAAGUAUCGGAGAACAAUCUAUGCAAACCACUCGCCCAUUUUCCUACCUCACCGGCAGGAUGUUAACGCCAGCUCGAGAGCAAGAUGAGGAUCAAGGGGCCACGCAGUACAUACAGUACCAAACUCGGGGCAAGGUGGCAGUCUUGGAGGUCCCUCUCUGUCCUGCCAAACUAACAAAGCCCACCAAACAAUUGCAACCAGAGACUAGUUUUUGGCAGCUAAUAGCUAGUCGUUUUAAGAGGAAAGACCCGUUGUCCAGCAACAAAUCUGAGCUGUGCACUGAAAGCCAAGCAGUUGGCAGCCACCCUGCUGUGAGAAAUAAAAAGACAGAUUCUGUUGCUAUAGAGACUCUAGCUGGCAUUGGUUUGCGCAAAGGUCAAGAUUCCUUCGUUAACAGUCAGGAAUGGACAUUGAGUCGAUCCGUACCAGAGCUCAAAGUGGGCAUUGUGGGAAACCUGUCCAGUGGGAAGUCGGCGUUAGUUCAUCGGUAUCUGACAGGAACAUAUGUCCAGGAGGAGUCGCCCGAGGGAGGGAGGUUUAAAAAGGAGAUUGUGGUGGAUGGACAGAGUUAUCUCUUGCUGAUCAGGGAUGAAGGCGGCCCGCCAGAACUGCAGUUUGCUGCCUGGGUGGACGCGGUGGUGUUCGUCUUCAGCUUGGAGGAUGAGAUCAGCUUCCAGACAGUUUAUAACUACUUCCUGCGUCUUUCCAGCUACAGGAACACGGCAGAGGUUCCCAUGGUGCUGGUGGGGACGCAGGAUGCCAUCAGUGCUGCCAACCCGAGAGUGAUAGAUGACGCCCGGGCUCGAAAACUGUCCAACGACCUGAAACGCUCCACGUAUUACGAAACCUGCUCCACCUAUGGUCUUAACGUCGAGAGAGUCUUUCAAGAUGUUGCUCAGAAAGUGGUGGCGCUGAGGAAAAAACAGCAGCUUUCGAUUGGUCCGUGUAAAUCUCUGCCCAACUCACCCAGCCACUCGUCAGUUCCGUCCGCGUCCAUCCCCUCUGUACACAUCAAUCAGGCUGCUAAUGGAGGAGGCGCGUUCAGCGAUUACUCCUCCUCCGUUCCCUCCACCCCCAGCAUAAGCCAGAGGGAGAUGCGCAUCGAGACGGUGGCCGCCUCCAACACUCCCACGCCCAUCCGCAAGCAGUCCAAACGGCGCUCCAACAUCUUCACAUCACGGAAAGCCAGUGAUCAGACAAAGAGCAUUGAGAGUAAAACUGACAGUAUAGGGAGUGGAAGGGCCAUACCCAUCAAACAGGGGAUUUUAUUAAAAAGAAGUGGGAAGUCCCUUAAUAAGGAGUGGAAGAAGAAAUACGUCACUUUGUGUGACAAUGGUCUGCUCACGUACCACCCCAGUUUACAUGACUACAUGCAGAAUGUCCACGGUAAAGAAAUCGAUUUGCUGCGGACGACGGUGAAGGUGCCUGGGAAGAGGCCGCCCAGAGCGGUGGCGACGGUCGCCCCUACAGCCAGCCCCAAAACCAACGGACUGACCAAAGACCGCAGCACUUUACAACUCGGCAUCGGGGCCACAAGCACUCCUCACUCUAACAGCAGCAGUUCCCUGCAGUCCGGGGGCUCGGCGGCUGGCGUGGCUUUGGGAACUAGUAAAGAGGGGAUGCACCAGCGCUCGUUCUCUGUGUCCAGCGCAGAACAGUGGAGUGAGGCUGUUAUCAGCACCACGGCAGCCAAUGGGAUGUCAGAUCCUCUCAGCUCCGCCCCUGGCAUGAGCAGCGCCACCAGUCCCAAACUUGAGCCUCCACCAUCACCUCAUGCCAACCGCAAGAAACACAGACGGAAAAAAAGCACAGGCAUCACCAAACCGGACGGCCUUUCUGCAGGGAAUGAAGAGCAAGAGGAAUCCUUUGAGUUCAUCAUUGUGUCCCUGACGGGUCAAAUGUGGCAUUUUGAGGCAUCCACGUAUGAGGAAAGAGAACUGUGGGUUCAGGCCAUUGAGAGCCAGAUAUUUGCCAGUCUACAGUCCUGUGAGAGUAGCAAGAACAAGUCUCGAUUAGGAAGCCAGAGUGAUGCAGUGACCAUCCAGUCCAUCAGGAAUGUGAGGGGAAACAGCUUCUGUGCAGACUGUGACGCCCCCAAUCCGGACUGGGCCAGUCUGAACCUCGGCGCUCUGAUCUGUAUCGAGUGCUCCGGGAUGCACAGGAACCUGGGCACCCAUCUGUCCCGUGUACGGUCUCUGGACCUGGACGACUGGCCUGUGGAGCUCAGCAUGGUGAUGACGGCCAUCGGGAACGCCAUGGCCAACAGCGUAUGGGAGGGCUGUGUGGAGGGAUACACCAAACCCGGGGUGGACAGCACCAGGGAAGAGAAGGAGCGUUGGAUCCGGGCGAAGUACGAGCAGAAGUUGUUCCUGGUGGGGCUUCCUCAGUCAGACGUGCCGCUGGGACAGCAGCUCCUGCGGGCCGUGGUGGAGGACGACCUGAGGCUGGUGGUUCUCCUGCUGGCCCACGGCACCAAAGAAGAGGUCAACGAGACGUACGGCGACGGAGAUGGACGUACCGCACUGCACCUGUCCUGCGCCAUGGCUAACGUUGUCAUCACACAGCUGCUCAUCUGGUACGGCGUGGACGUGAAGAGUCGCGAUGCCCGUGCUCAGACACCCCUGUCCUACGCCCAGCGAGCAGGAAGUCAGGAGUGCGUUGACAUCCUCAUCCAACACGGCUGCCCCGAAGGCACGGCCACCCGACACAAUCCCAACAUCAACAACAACGCUCAAUGCGAGCUGAACCGUAGUGUUAGCAUCAUGUGAUCGUGGCCCGCAGUGUCUCUAGUGUUUCUUCUCAAAGAUGUUGAUGUUCCCAUAGAUGCUGCUCUCGUUAAAUGGCAUCAUUUCCCUCCGCAGUACAGUACGUCUUUAUUAGGAAACUGUGCAUAGUGCCACAUGUGUCACGUAAGCCCAUUACCCUCAUGACGACGUCCUGUGAACAAUGUUAGCGUGCAGCGAGAAUUAGCAGUGUUAACAUUAUCAAUGCGUGUUGUUUUUAAGCUGAAGAAAAUCACGUUUUUAAGGAUCCUUUCUUGUGUGUGUAUAGAACAAAAAAUGAAAUGAUGGGCAACAGGUUCUAAACAAAAUAAGUUUUGUUUUUUAGAUGCAUCGAUUUAGAAAUAAUCUGACGACAAUAAUGGAUCCUCUGCUUUGUGCCCACACGUUUUUGUCCACCAGAACAUUAAAUUAUGUUAUUUACUGUCCUUCAUGUCAUUAUAAACUUUCUUUCUUCUGCUGAAUACACACACACAAAAAAAGAAAGAUUUUUAGAAGAAUGUUGGUAACUAAAGAGUUUUGGUUACCAUUGACUUCCAUUGUAUUUUUUGUCAAUAUAAUGGAAUUCAGAGGGAACCGAAACAUUCUGCAAAAUACAUUCUUUUAUGCUCCACAGAACAAAUAAAGUCAUAUAGGUUUAGAAUGACAUGAGGUGGAGUAAAUAAUGAUAGAAAUUUCAUUUUUGUGUGAACUAUCCCAUUAAAUCAGUGAUUUUGGUGAAACCUGUCUAGAACAUGUCUGCGUACUUCACCCUAAAAUCAAAAGAACAAAUAUUUACUACUUUAAGGUUUAAUUGAGUGUAAAAUAUUUACAUUUUUGAAUCACUACAAAAUACUGUUUUACAAUAAAAAGAAUAAUAUUGGCAGAAAUAAACAGUAAAAUACAAAUUUAAAUAUAUCCAGAUGCAUUUCAAUAAUGAAAAUUUUGGUGGAAAAAAUAUGAGGGGCGGGGAACUCACAAUGCAAAAAAUCUCGAUGGUCCUUAAUUUUUUUAUUCUAAAUAUAUUUUCUCAUUUUUUAAUUUUACUUUUACUGGGUGACCUGGACAUGUUUUUGUGAGUUUCACACAAAGCUCCAUAAAUGCUUCAUUAAAUUCAACUUAAUCAUGUGAUUUUUUUUUUUCUUUUUCAGAUUAAUGCUAAAAAAAUCAACAUUUAAGUGCAUUUUUCACGCAAACUUCACACUUUUAAUAGUUAAAUACCACCAUUGUGCCCUUGAACGAAGCUCAAAAACACUAAGGCUGCUGGGUAACGCAUUACCAUUUGUAGCAUCAGUGCAAUAUAACAAAACCCAAAUCAUAACACUCAUUGCUAUUUUACAUUUAGCCUCUACGUGAUUGUCUUGAAAAGGCCUGAUUACCUGACGAAUACUGUGUUAUUACGGAUGCCUUGUGCGAAUCAUUUCUGGACCGCUCUGGUCUUCUAACUGUUUGACACUGACGUCCCUCUCCUGCCUAAUGACAGAUCCAUUCAGUAGCAGCGGACGGUACCGACACACUAGAUUACGAAAUAAGACGCUCUCGCCGUCAACUCCUUUGUUACGAGUCUAAUGACCUCCACACUUGUGACGGUGUGGCUGUUUUUGUAUCCAUUAGAAUCCUGGCGUGUGUUUCUAACUGAAUGGGACGGAUGGGAUGGUGAUGUGGAUUAUGUACAGCUGUGUGUAUAAAAUAGCUUUUCCUGCUCCCUUUUGCAGCUAGCUGUGUGUCGUGUGGGCAAUUUUUGGAUGAGAUGGCCGUUAUGUACCCAUCUGAAACCUAUCAGCCUUAACCCUCGUUUGCUAGUGUGUAUGCCGUCAACUUUUACUUGAAAUAUGAAAUCAUGAUUAGAACUUAAUAUUUGGCACAUGUGAGUUAAAGGGAAAGCGAGAGGAAGAUGUCCUUACCUGACAGUAUUUUAAGUUUACAUGUUUUUAGGCGUUUUACCUUCUAGCAGGUACGUUUUCUUUCUUAUUCGAGUCAGAUUUGUACAUGCAACCCUCAUCCAAGUAAGCUUUAGGAGAAUUGCCAUUGAUUUUAAAUGCAACGGCUUUGAACAUCUUUUUAACCUGUUUUAAUUCUGGAGGAUCAUUCCCAAUGACAUGCAUGGAAAGUUACCCUCGUGAUAUUCAUAAAGUGAACAUGUAUCUUUUUUUUUUAAAUAUACAUUAAGUUAGGGCUCCUGUGUAUUACAUGAGGUUGCUGAGAUAAACUUUUGGGAAUAUGGCAGUUGAAAACGAUAUUAAACACUCGCCUGUCAUCCCUGCGACUGCCGGCUUGAAUGCUAGGAUGCACCCAUAAAACUCCUCAAGUAGCCGUAUAGCAGAGAGAAGAACCGUUUUUUUUUUUUUUUUUUUUGGGUACCUAGUUUUGGGUCUCAAUGUGUCCACAUUGUCUGGCCGUUGAGGUGCUUUGUGUAUUAUAUGUACAUUUGACAUAUUUAUAAAAGCAAGAUGUAAAUAAUUCCUUUUUGUUGUUGCUUUUAUUGAGCUGUUUGAUAACUUUGUUGUUCCUUUUAAUUUGCCAUUGUUUUUUAAUUGCUCCUUCUGAACGUGAUGGAGCGCUUUCAUGAGAGUUAGCUGUUGUGUGAUUGGAUGCUUGGCUGGCUAUUGACAUAAUAAACACUCCAAUAAAAUGAUUUAUACCAUGAA
Cyprinus carpio (common carp) is the source of this 7262-nucleotide messenger RNA. Its product is annotated as arf-GAP with GTPase, ANK repeat and PH domain-containing protein 3-like. Gene Ontology annotation, cellular component: nucleus. Lineage: Eukaryota; Metazoa; Chordata; Actinopteri; Cypriniformes; Cyprinidae. The record is from RefSeq and is a predicted model, not a curated record. Gene Ontology annotation, molecular function: GTPase activity; GTP binding; protein binding.